GUCCCUGGCGUCCCCUCCGGCGCGCUCUUGGAGCCACUUCCCGGAGCGGAAGUCUGCCUGUUCGGGCUCCGGUGGGACCUGCUCGGAGGAAUGGCGCCGCCGGGUUCAAGUGCUGUCUUCCUGUUGGCUCUGACAAUCACAGCCAGCACCCAGGCUCUGACCCCCACCCACUACCUCACCAAGCAUGAUGUGGAAAGACUGAAAGCCUCACUGGAUCGCCCUUUCACGAGCUUGGAGUCUGCCUUCUACUCCAUUGUGGGACUCAACAGCCUUGGGGCACAGGUGCCAGAUGUCAAGAAAGCGUGUGCCUUCAUCAAGUCAAACCUUGAUCCCAGCAACGUGGAUUCUCUCUUCUAUGCUGCCCAAUCCAGCCAAGUCCUCUCAGGUUGUGAGAUAUCUGUUUCGAAUGAGACCAGAGAUCUGCUUCUGGCAGCAGUCAGCGAGGACUCCUCCGUUGCCCAAAUCUACCAUGCAGUUGCUGCCCUCAGUGGCUUUGGGCUUCCCUUGGCAUCCCGUGAAGCCCUUGGUGCCCUUACCGCUCGCCUCAGCAAGGAGGAGACUGUGCUGGCAACCGUCCAGGCUCUGCAGACAGCAUCCCACCUAUCCCAGCAGGCUGACCUGAGGAACAUUGUAGAAGAGAUUGAGGACCUUGUUGCUCGCCUGGACGAACUAGGGGGUGUGUAUCUCCAGUUUGAGGAAGGCCUGGAACUUACAGCAUUGUUUGUUGCUGCCACCUACAAGCUCAUGGACCAUGUGGGGACUGAACCGUCCAUCAAGGAGGAUCAGGUCAUCCAGCUCAUGAACACAAUCUUCAGCAAGAAGAACUUUGAGUCCCUCUCAGAAGCCUUCAGUGUGGCCUCUGCUGCUGCUGCAUUGUCCCAGAAUCGCUAUCACGUACCAGUGGUGGUUGUUCCUGAGGGCUCUGCUUCUGACACUCAAGAACAGGCUAUCCUGCGGUUGCAAGUCAGCAAUGUUUUGUCUCAGCCUCUGGCUCAAGCUGCAGUUAAGCUGGAACAUGCUAAGUCCGUGGCUUCCAGAGCUACUGUCCUGCAGAAGAUGCCCUUUUCACUUGUAGGGGAUGUUUUUGAGCUAAACUUCAAGAAUGUUAAACUUCCCAGUGGCUACUAUGACUUCUCUGUCAGAGUUGAAGGUGACAACCGUUACAUUGCAAACACUGUAGAGCUUAGAGUCAAGAUCUCCACUGAAGUUGGCAUCACAAAUGUUGAUCUUUCCACUGUGGAUAAGGAUCAGAGCAUCGCACCCAAAACUACCCGGGUGACCUACCCAGCCAAAGCCAAGGGCACAUUCAUCGCAGACAGCCAUCAGAACUUCGCCCUGUUUUUCCAGCUGGUAGAUGUGAACACCGGUGCGGAGCUCACCCCUCACCAGACAUUUGUUCGACUUCAUAACCAGAAGACUGGCCAGGAAGUGGUGUUUGUUGCUGAGCCGGAUAACAAGAAUGUGUAUAAGUUUGAACUGGACACCUCUGAAAGGAAGAUUGAGUUCGACUCUGCCUCUGGCACUUACACACUCUACCUAAUCAUCGGGGACGCCACUUUGAAGAACCCCAUCCUCUGGAAUGUGGCUGAUGUGGUUAUCAAGUUCCCUGAAGAAGAAGCUCCCUCCACUGUGCUGUCCCAGAACCUUUUUACCCCAAAACAGGAAAUUCAGCACCUGUUCCGAGAGCCUGAGAAGAGGCCCCCCACUGUGGUGUCCAAUACAUUCACGGCCCUCAUCCUCUCGCCCUUGCUCCUGCUCUUUGCACUGUGGAUCCGGAUUGGAGCCAAUGUCUCCAACUUCACCUUUGCUCCUAGCACAGUUAUCUUUCACCUGGGACAUGCUGCAAUGCUGGGGCUCAUGUAUGUCUACUGGACUCAGCUCAACAUGUUCCAGACCCUGAAGUACCUGGCCGUCCUGGGCACUGUGACAUUUCUGGCUGGCAACCGAAUGCUGGCCCAGCAGGCAGUUAAGAGGAUCGCUGCAGAGCAGAGCAGUAGAUUGGCAAAAUAUAGGACACUACGAACAGCACAUUAGUUCCAAAAGAAGUUUGAAGACCCUGAAGGCGGAAAUGGACGUUUAACAAAGAGUGGAGACAGUUCAGAGUGUGGAAGGAAGAAUUGGGGGACAGAAUAGGAAAAGAGGAAAUACCUGUUAUUUAAAGAGAGAAAAGUCGAGCUGUGCUUACACGUUUGUUUCUCACUUUUUGCUUCACUGAACAGAUAUGUUUGGACCCAGAUUGUCUGUCCCUUUGUUGUGAUGCCUGGCCAGAUGCUGUGAAUAUCCCAGGUUACCCAGAGGUUGUAUUUGAAAAGUUGAAAUCUGUAAUUCAUCAGCUUUGGAAUAAAGAGAAUGGUGGACUCCCA
Messenger RNA from Rattus rattus (black rat), 2363 nucleotides. RefSeq names its product ribophorin II (gene Rpn2). NCBI's taxonomy places the organism in Eukaryota, Metazoa, Chordata, Mammalia, Rodentia, Muridae. The transcript is spliced from 18 exons. Gene Ontology annotation, biological process: protein N-linked glycosylation. The record is from RefSeq and is a predicted model, not a curated record. Gene Ontology annotation, cellular component: membrane; oligosaccharyltransferase complex. The coding region runs from base 91 to 2034 and encodes 647 amino acids.